Messenger RNA from Phytomonas sp. EM1, 1410 nucleotides. Lineage: Eukaryota; Euglenozoa; Kinetoplastea; Trypanosomatida; Trypanosomatidae. The record is from the annotation of a GenBank genome assembly.
AUGGCGAGCCCAGAGAACCCUUUUGGUGAUCUUCAUCCGGUUGUUCGCAACGAAGAGGAUGAGAUACGCAAAGGCAUUUUUAGCUUUGCGCUUCGCAAGUUGCACUCCCUAACCCUUGAGGAAAAGCAAGGUUGGUGCGAUGCCAUUGUUGAAUCGACGUCAAAGAAAUCGAAGCAGGUCAAGAAAGUUGGAAAUCAGACAACCGAUAAUGUUGCGAUUGGGAUGGGGAAGGAAGAGCAGACAACGUCGAUGCCUACCUCUGUGGUUGAAUCCCAACUCCAAACAGUAACCAUAGCAUUAGCAGAGGAACCAUCGCGAGGAGCUCCGUCAACGUUAGAAUCCAAUGACGUGGCGUCACCAUCUUUUCUUGGAGAAAAACGUCUUCGCAGUGAGUCUGAAACUAAUAUAGGUUCUCAGACGAUUAGAGAAAGUGAUAACAUUAGUACAGUGGAAAACAAAGCAGGAGCGUUGCAGUCGGUACCUUUGGCAUCAGUGCCGGCGUCUUCGUUCACUUCCGGCGAGCAGGCGAACGAAUUUAUUGGGAGCUACAUGCGCUCCCUGUUGGAUCGUGUGGUGGGGGGUAGCCUUGCUGAUUUGUCCGCCAAUUCACUGCGCGUCCUUUGCAUUAUGGUGGGCAUUCAAACCACAGCCAAGAGCAAAGACGCGCUGUACAACAUGCUCGCUAGUUUCCACUACACAAAUUGUGAAAAGCUAGGGAAGCGGGUGAGCAAAGAUACCUUCCUGCAGAAGGAUUUCCAGCAAACCGCCGAGAUGUUAGCCAAGCUUGGCCCAAAGAGACCCCCUGCCGCGAAGGCGGCCAGUCCCCUCCCCCCCUCUGGGGCCUCCACAAAGACCAAGGGCGGCUCCAAUGGGGUACGGGCCGAGGCCGCCGAGGCCCCUUCCAAACGUGGGAGCGGGCUCCGACCCGGGAGACCCCUUACCGGGACGACGGCCAGCCCUUCCGUGUCCGUUGUCCCAAUCGGACACGGCCGCGGGGGCGACCCCCCGUCCUGUCCCAACCCGACAAAUGGACGCGAAGGAGGGGGUUUCGGCUUCUCCUCCCACACCAGGGCUCCCGAACACGGCCCUACACACGCUGUCACACGUGACACGGACGGCCUCCAUAUCGUGUACCCCAGCUCGGCCUUUGCAGGGGCGUGUCCCACACCGGCCCCUCCCCCUCGCCCUACCAGUCCCCCGUCGGAGGACUGGACCACCGCGGAGUUCGAACGGCGGGUUGCGUCGGUGGUGCAGCUUUGCGACCCCGUCACGGUGGCGAUUGUGGUGCGGAAGUUGGCUCAGAUGGGGUAUCGCGCGGCGGGCGCCGCGGAGGCCGUCGAGGCGGUACUGCGGCGCUUUCAUCAACGGCAGUUUAUCUUUUAUGACAACGGCAUCGCGUAUAUGAUGUAG